AUGGACAAACACUUCUUGUUGGUCUUCUCCCUCUUCUGCUUCCUCGUAGCAGUGACACCACUGAGGUGCAUAACAUGCCACCUUCGCACACAGACAGAUCGCUGUAGAAGAGGCUUUGGUAUGUGUGUUGCUCGGAGGCACGAGAGAUGCAUGAACUUAAAGAUCUUCCAGGGUAACAUUCUCCAGUUAUCUUAUAUGGUGUGUCAGAAAUUCUGCAGAGACUUGACAUAUGAUUUCAACAGUCGGACUUAUGUUCAUAAAUGCUGCAACCAAAAUUAUUGUAACUUCAAACUCUAAGAUAUUUGCCCUCCUGAUGUCUCACUUUAGAAUGUUAUUGAUGUUUCUCCCCUUUCACGCUCUACCUGCCCCUGCUUUCCUGCCCUGUCUGUCCUGGAAGUAGCCCCAGCUCUCUCUUUAAUUCAAUGCCAUCCUUCCUGAUGCCUCCAGCUUGGUUCCUACCUCAGUCAGAGGACAGUAAUUCUGAACAACACAUUUCUCCCAUUAUAGGGAUUGACAUUUCCAUACUCCAAGAAGCCCGCCCCAAGAGGCUCAGUAUGAUAAAAUUUAA
Molecule: messenger RNA, 568 nt
Organism: Ceratotherium simum simum (southern white rhinoceros)
Lineage: Eukaryota; Metazoa; Chordata; Mammalia; Perissodactyla; Rhinocerotidae
Product: prostate and testis expressed protein 3
Source: RefSeq, a predicted model, not a curated record